CUGUUUAGCUGUGGUUCGGUCGUGGGUGGCGCAUCAUCGCGAUUCUGCUGCCAAUUAAACAAGUGCAAAAAUAGUAUUUUCGCCAGUCGAUCCGAGCACAUAAAAUAGUGGCCAGCGCCUGGAGUUGCAAAUUUAAACGCGAACAAAGCGAAACGCUGUUGUUGUUGUGGCUGUGUCUGCAGCUCGACAAUCCCAACGUUGACGCCCACAAAAGCAAACACUUUCUGUGCGCGGUGUUCCCACUCAGAGCUCGGAUCCUUGAAUACCGCCGGAUAACCACUUUCUCCUGCCUUCGGCGCACAGCUAACGAUUAAAAUGGCAGUGAAGUAAACAGUCCGAGGAAACAUCACAAUAUAACGGGAGUCGGAGCAAACAAAGCUUAAGGAUACGGUGACAAUUUCCAGAAACGUAGGUGGCCCAUCUAUUCAGGGUCCAAGCUGAGGCGGUGCUAAACAACCGCUGCGGACUUUCCUUCAAUUUCGCGGUAGGACGGCGAAAGAACUCAGAUCGUUGGACGGAAAUUAAUGACACUUCUUGGGCCUAGCGCCCCUGGCAUGGCCUUUAUGAUGAAGAAGAAGAAGUACAAGUUCAAUGUCGAAGUGCAGCUGCAGGAUUUAGUCGAGGUGGCCCUGGUCAACGAGGUCCUGUUUGCGAAGAUACGGUUGCUCGAUGGAGGAUCCUUUCAGGAGUACAGUAGUCGAGAGGAUGUGCGCAACCAUCGAGUGGAAUGGAACCGCAGCUUUGAGUUUCCCUGCAAGAUGAGUGCGAACGCCUCCACAGGCGUUUUGGAUCCCUGCCACCUGCGUAUUUCGAUACGCAAAGAGAUGAAGGGCGGGCGCAGCUACUACAAGCUGGGCUUCAUCGACCUCAAUCUUGCCGAGUUCGCCGGCGCCGGCCUCACCUCCCGUCGAUUCCUCCUCGAGGGCUACGACUCGAGGCAUCGCCUGGACAACUCCAUGCUGCGGGUGAGCAUCAAGAUGCACAUGGUCAGCGGUGAUAUUCUCUUUAAGGCACCCACGCCCAACCUGAAGAGCAAGCAGAGCAAGCCCUCGAUGGAUGAUCUGUCCAAUGCGGCCACAGGAGUUGGCCUGCAAACUCCGACGGCCACCGCGAUGCCCAGCAUUGGCAGCGGGAGCGGAGGUUCGGCCAUACCCUUGGGCGGCAGUGGGGCCACCUUGGGUGGGGUUCCCAGCAGUCAGUCGUUGCCCGGCACUCGGCCCGUAUCCACCACAAAGGAGGAGGCAAUACUGGCAGACAUCGAUAACCAGGCUUUGAUAGCGGCGAUUGUGACGGACUCCGGGCUGUCGGAGUCCUCGGAAUCGGGAGUAACGCUGACCACGGAUAAUGUUCAGCUACAUGCCGCAGCCUCGGCUGCUAAUGCCAUUACUCCUGUGAGCCAGCCGCUGCCGGGGCUGGGAAUCAUUGGCAGCAAUAACUACGGAACCACAGGAGCUGUCGUCGCUUUUUCUGGAGGCGGCAACGCCACCCUCAUAGAAAUGGGUCAUUCAAGAAAUUCCAGUAAUACUAGUCAAAUGUCAAAAGGUUCGGGUUAUAGUAGUUUUUCGCACAGUCAACAUUCAAGGCAAAGUUCCGAGGGUGAUUCGGGACAUGCUAGUCGUUUUAGAAAAUCCGUUUCUCUACUUAAUAGACUCAAUCAGAGAGCAAUUAAUGCCAUGAAAUUGAACAUACCACACGGUCGACAUCAGCACGGGUCACAAAAGGGUCAAGAGCAGCAGCAACCCCACGGUGGUGUGCCAGUGGUGCCCAAAACCCACCAUGUUCACACGCACCUCAGUCUCAGCACCACAGUGGAGUAUGUGAGCGAGGAGCAGCUCUACCAGACGCCCAACGCCACCAUGAGCACCUCGGGCACCCUCGCUUUCGAAGAGUUCCGCACCCCGAUGACAGAGAUUGGAGCUCCUCUGUUCCACCCGCUGGCGGCCACUCCCAGCUCCACCUACCGCAGUGCAGGAUCUCCGUCCCAUGCCACCCAGUACUACGACAGUGGGGAGGCGAGCGACACGGAUGAGUAUCUGAACGAGGAUUCGGCGGACAAUGACUCGGGCCUGGAGGAGAACUUCCAUACGCCGCGGGUGGCGAAGAUCAAGUCGAUGGAGAAUCUCUCCAUCCUGGAGAUGGAAUUUCACAAGGCAUCCAUGGAGCUGGACCGCAACUCGCCGCGCCGCCUAAAGCAACUGGCAGAACAUGCGCAGAUACCCAAGAUGAAGUCUCUAAACAAUCUGUGUUUCGACGAGUACGCGGAGCAAGCGGUUCGCGAGGAGUUCCAGCGGAUGCACGAGCAGUCGCUGGAGGAGCGGAUGCGCUUUCAGCAGCAACACCACCAGUUGCGCAAGAACUCCACCACAUCGAAUGGGUCGGCGGCGAAGUUGUAUGUUAAGCACCUGAGCAGCCACCAGCAGAACCACCAUCACAUCAAGGUGGGCAACGCCAAGUUCAUUGGCCAGGAGGACAGUCCGCAGUCGGCCCAUUAUCCCAUCCAGAAGAUGCGUUCGAUGGGCACCAUACCGGACAUUGUGAGCGAUCGCAUAGAGCCGGACCCGUUUCUCACGCCAACUACCGAACGCAAGCCGAAUUUCCCGCGCCUCGUCCAGUCGGCGGAGAAGCCGGUGCUGGGCACCAGCUAUGUAAAUCGACUGCUCACCUACGACGUGGUGGACUCGCCGGCCGAGUCGUUCACCAAUUCGGUGUCUUUCAUGUCACGUACGCCCUUCCAGCGACCCUAUCGACGCAAUUUGCAGCAUGGCAACUCCUCGACGCCCCUGGCCACUCAGGAAUCCUUCGUCGUACGGCCACAUUCCACGAAUGCUGCCUACGAGCUAAUGAGAAGCUUUAGUGGAGUCCCACGUCGACUCUUCGACGGCAAUGGGAGCACCAACAGCAGCAACAUGGGUGCAGUCAGCAGCAGCAGCACCAGGCAGCAGCAGCAGGCGGGAGCCACCAAUUGUUACAUUGUCGGAUCCAGUUCAUCGCCCUGCGGAACUCUGGCCAGUAUACACUCGAACCACUCGGCCUCCUCCUCGAAUGGCAGCAACAGCAGCAGCAGCGGAGCGGUGAUUACCUUCCAGUGUAACUCAGGAUGUGGCCAGGACACGGUAGACGCCCCCACUGCUUCCACACCGCAGCAAACGCAGCCACAGCAGCUACAGACAGUGGGAUCGCCAAAUGGCCAUGGCAGCAGUCCCCGGCUGGGCAAUGUCAUGUCCGGAGAUGCCCUCAGCUCGAUGGCCGCCAGUCCGACGGACGCCUGCAGCAUACGCUCCAACCCUUCGGCCGCCUCGCUGCUUCUGUCCACGUCGGCGGCUGCCGCAGAGGCUUCCGCCCUGGCCUCGGCCACCACGGUGUCCAUUACGGGAGCCACUCUCUCGCCGCUGGCCACCACCCAAAUCAUUCGCCGCCCUAGCAUCACCAUGAUGAAUCCCAGUUCCGGUUCGUUAGUUAUAAGUGAAACAGGAUCUCUAGAUCGGACGAAAAGCAGCGGUGAGAAGCGCAAAAAGGGGGCGCUCGAUGACGGCCCACGCGUUUCCGACAGGGUGGAGGAGACGCGGGUCAAUCCGGACUCGUUAAUUGAUGAGAUUUUGAAGGACACCAAGCUGGAUCAGCUGGAGGAGUCCGCAGAAACCUCUGGUCUUCAGCUGUACAUCGCUCGUGACGGAACCGCCUCCCUGGGUGGACACGAGGUCAAGUCAAGCGUCCGAGCGGGUGCCCUAAAGCAGGUGGUCAUGCAGGAUAGGAGAUAGUAGUGUCCGGGACUCACAACUGUUUUUUAAAGUGAAUUAGAAGACUUACUGAUCGAGUAAAAAAACAGAAACAGAAAGAGUAUCGAACUAAUCGAAAUAGUUUAGGUAAUGCAAACACUGUUUACUUGCAAACUAAAGUGAGAAUACAAAUACGCUAUAUAUGAGUAUAUAAAUGUAUGUCAUGUCGAAACUACACUACUAUGAAUGUAAUUAACUAGCUAUACUUAUAUACGAUCAUUAACAAAUAUGCAUGUAUUUGAUAGAUAUGUUAAAGGGUAACAGUCGGACAAUAUUGCCGCCAACUCGUUCUUCAUUAACAUGUCUAUGUGUUUUGGCAAGUGUUGUGGAUCAGGUAAACAACCGCUAAGAAUUAGGAAAACCAAAAAUGAACUUCGUAUAAUGCACUUACACACAUAUGCAUAAAAAGUAAAUCACAAGAAUAAUCUAGAUGAGAAAAGUUUAUAUUCUAAUUUCUAAAAUUAUGAUUUCCAUUUCGCUUCCAUCAAUAUGUCCAGCCUCAGGCGAUAAAAUAUAUAUUCAGAAAAGUAAUCGAAACAAAAUGCAAAUUUUCUACACAACCCGCGUUACAACGGGUUCUGCUACCCAUGGUGUUAUAUGCCAUAACAAGUGCAGAGCUUCAAAAUUGUAAUCCCGCAUUGUAAUAGUCAUCGGGAUAUAGCGCAUCAAUCAAAAAACUAAAUAAGUUAAUAAUCAGCUAUAAUAGUUUUACAUUUACAAUUCAGCCUGUAAUUUGCAUUUUGCUUUUGAUAACAUGCCUACACCUACUUUUAUUGCUAUUCACAAAGAACUUUAUUUUAUUAACUUCAUACAUACAUCGUUGUACAUUGCUAACUGGUAUUCUUAGCUCGUAGAUAUUAUUUUAUACUUCCGAAAACAGAUAACGCAAAUUGUGAAAAUACUGCACUAAUCGUUUCAGCGUUUUGAUGUAACGAAUAUCUUCUUUCGCUUAUUAUUUUGUGUAUUCAACACUUCAAAUUAACAUAAAAAAGUGAACAUAGUUAUUAGCUAUAGCUUAUGUUAAUAAUGUCUGUGUAAAAUUGCUUUAGUUAUUUUUCGAUAAUUUGUAAAAAGAGGAGAACUCGAAAACCUCCAUAUUAGUUUUAUAAAUUGUACAUGCAGAAAACAAAAAUAAAAACACGAUCCAUGGUUGAUAAUUGUCGAAUAAUUCGAGUUGGGCAAAUGUUGUGAGCAAACAGAUUUAUUUUCAAAACCAAUUUAAAUAUUAAAAAAGGAACCUAAAAAAUUCCUUAGUUUCUUUUUUCUAAAUAUAUGCCAUUGUUUUUUUACAUUAAAAUCUCACAAAAACCAAUAAACCUUUUAGGAUCGAAAUAAAGCAAGAAUUGGCCAACUCAACUGACAAAUUUGUGAAGAUUUUCGUGCUGAAGCUAAGAAAGUUUUAGAUACAAAACAGAAAAAAGAUGUGUGCAAAAUUCAAUUACCAAUAAACAACGUUACUACAGUUUAA
This is a messenger RNA of Drosophila biarmipes, 5244 nucleotides long. Its product is annotated as protein FAM102A. Lineage: Eukaryota; Metazoa; Arthropoda; Insecta; Diptera; Drosophilidae. The coding region runs from base 525 to 3758 and encodes 1077 amino acids. The transcript is spliced from 11 exons. The record is from RefSeq and is a predicted model, not a curated record.